AUGUCCGGCCCAAUCACCUCUGCCGCUCAACAGGUUUUCACUGCUGUAGUGCAAGACGAGAAGACUGCUGACCUUCAAAAAGACAUCCUCGACCCCAAGGCGAUUUCGGCAAAGGGCCUAACUACCGAUCAUGGCGUCAGUGUCUCUAACACGGAUCACUGGCUCAAAGUCCACGAUGCCGCUCAUACUGGUCCCUCCCUCUUGACUGACCAGAUCGGCCGCGAGAAGAUUCAUCGGUUCGACCAUGAACGUAUUCCUGAGCGGGUGGUUCAUGCUCGGGGUGCCGGCGCCCAUGGGUAUUUUAAGAUAUUCAACGACAGCGCCUCGAAGUACACACAUGCCCCGGUGCUCACGGAUACUUCCAGGACGACUCCCGUCUUCGUACGAUUCAGCACCGUCCAAGGCUCUCGGGGUUCCGCAGACACAGUGCGAGACGUCCGCGGUUUUGCAGUCAAAUUCUAUACUCAAGAAGGCAAUUGGGAUAUCGUUGGCAACGACAUCCCCGUGUUCUUCAUACAGGAAGCCAUGAAGUUUCCGGACCUUGUACAUGCGGUGAAGCCCGAACCACAAAACGAAGUUCCACAAGGUCAAAGUGCGCAUAACAACUUCUGGGACUAUGUCGGCCUACAGCCUGAAUCCGCACACAUGGUGAUGUGGGUGAUGUCCGACCGCGGUAUCCCUCGUUCGUAUCGCAUGAUGCAAGGCUUCGGAGUCAAUACAUACUCGUUGAUGAAUGCGAAGGGCAAGCGGCACUUCGUCAAAUUUCACUUCUUACCAGAGUUGGGCGUCCAUAGCCUCAUGUGGGACGAGGCGCUCAAACUCGCAGGACAGGACCCGGACUUCCAUCGCAAAGACCUCGAGGAAGCAAUUCAAACGGGGGCGUAUCCGAAGUGGAAAUUUGCUAUACAAACGAUUGCCGAGGGACGCGAGGAGGAGUUUGACUUUGACAUCCUAGACGCAACCAAGAUCUGGCCAGAGGAGCUUGUACCGCUCCAGGAAAUCGGAGAGCUGGUUCUGAACAGGACCGUCGACGAAUACUUCCCAGAGACAGAACAGGUCGCAUUUUGCACGUCUCAUGUCGUACCAGGCAUCGGGUUCAGCGACGAUCCACUUCUGCAGGGACGCAACUUCUCGUACUUUGACACGCAGAUCACUCGGUUGGGUGUCAAUUGGGAGGAAUUGCCUAUCAAUCGCCCUGUUUGUCCUGUGCUGAAUCAUCAGAGGGAUGGAGCAAUGCGACACAGAAUUACGAAAGGGAACAUCAACUACUGGCCUAAUCGCGAGGGUGUUGGAAGACCUGUACCUGUUGCGGAAGGCGGUUAUCUGGACCCAGCACAAACAGUUGCGGGGAUUAAGCAACGGGCGCGCGGUACCAAGUUCCAGGAACACUUCAAUCAAGCACAGCUCUUCUACAAUUCGCUUGCACCUCACGAGAAGGCGCAUCUAAUAGCAGCCAUCUCGUUCGAACUCAGCCACUGCGACGAUUCUAUUGUUUAUGAAACAUAUUCGCGCGUCCUCAACAACAUUGACUUCGAGCUCGCGAAACAAGUGGCGACGAAUGUAGGCGGUGUCAUUCCAGAUAAGCCUGCACGAAGCAACCAUGGACAGUCGACACGGACGCUUUCGCAGAUGUACUAUACUCCCAAAGAAGCGACAAUCGCAUCGAGGCGCAUCGCCAUUUUGCUAGCGGAUGGUUUUGAUAAGGUGGAAGUCGAGAGCCUCAGGGCUGUCCUGAAGACGGGUCAAGCGACGACAUGGGUCAUUGGUCCCAGACGAGGAACUAUUCGCGCCAAUGGUAGUCGUGAAGGGAUCUGGGCUGAACACCACUUUGAGGGACAGAGGAGCACAAUGUACGAUGCGCUUAUUGUCCCGAGUGGGGCAGCACACGCGCAGGCUUUGGCAGUCAAUGGACGAGCGGUGCAUUGGGUGAGAGAGGCAUUUGGGCAUUGCAAAGUGAUUGGGGCAAUAGGAGAAGGCGUUGCGUUCUUACGCGAAGCUGUGCAGCUACCUGGGGUACAGCUAUCGACCGAUAAAUCAAGCAAUGCACUCACAUCGUACGGUGUCGUGACUGUGGGUAGAUACAACGCCGGGUCUGCGGACGUGUUAAAAAUUGGAGGCGAGAAGGGCUUCGUGAACGUGUUUGCGUUUGAAGUGAGUAAGCAUCGUUGCUACGAGCGAGAGAUGGAUGGUUUGGCGUCGAAGGUCGCCUUUUGA
This is a messenger RNA of Fibroporia radiculosa, 2214 nucleotides long. RefSeq lists its product as uncharacterized. Lineage: Eukaryota; Fungi; Basidiomycota; Agaricomycetes; Polyporales; Fibroporiaceae. Gene Ontology annotation, molecular function: heme binding; catalase activity. Gene Ontology annotation, cellular component: cytosol. The record is from RefSeq and is a predicted model, not a curated record. The transcript has 9 exons. The coding region runs from base 1 to 2214 and encodes 737 amino acids. Gene Ontology annotation, biological process: response to oxidative stress; hydrogen peroxide catabolic process.